AUGGGUGGCCCUUGGCUUCUUGGUGAGACAUAUCUUACAGUCCAUAUAUGGUGUAAGGGUUUUAACCCGUGGAAAGCAGAAGUAUCUUCAACGAUGAUAUGGGUGCAACUCCCUGAACUGCCAAUAGAAUUUAUUAACAAGGAGGCAGUGGUACGGAUUGCGAAAGCGAUAGGGAACCCCAUCCGUGUUGACCGUGCAACCGAGUUGGGUGCGAGAGGAAAGUUUGCGAGAGUAUGUGUGGAGGUGGAUUUGACCCAGCCAUUGCUUUUUCACAAUACAAAAUCGAGGGAUUCACUUACUUGA
Messenger RNA from Linum tenue, 303 nucleotides. The record is from the annotation of a GenBank genome assembly. NCBI's taxonomy places the organism in Eukaryota, Viridiplantae, Streptophyta, Magnoliopsida, Malpighiales, Linaceae.